Xiphophorus couchianus (Monterrey platyfish) is the source of this 1542-nucleotide messenger RNA. RefSeq names its product zinc finger protein 25-like. Gene Ontology annotation, molecular function: DNA-binding transcription factor activity, RNA polymerase II-specific; RNA polymerase II cis-regulatory region sequence-specific DNA binding. The transcript is spliced from 5 exons. Lineage: Eukaryota; Metazoa; Chordata; Actinopteri; Cyprinodontiformes; Poeciliidae. The coding region runs from base 454 to 1191 and encodes 245 amino acids. The record is from RefSeq and is a predicted model, not a curated record. Gene Ontology annotation, biological process: regulation of transcription by RNA polymerase II.
CUGUCAACAUGGACAAGCCAAAUAUCUCCUGGAUAACAAUUCGUCAAAGGAGACACCUUACUCGGUGCAGUUAUCGAUGUAAUCUUUAAAUAUUAGAUAAACAAUGCUCAUACACACUCUUGUGGUGAAAGUUAUGUUUGCGGGAGGAAGUUUCUUUGACAAAUUAUUUGCUGGCUAAAGUGCUUCGAUGAAUGGAGUCUUGGUCCACAUAAACCUGGCAGCUUCGGAGGAGGCCAGCUGGGAAUGAGCUCAACUUUGUGCCGAGAACGUGGACUCAGCUACAAGUUGGAGAGCGCUCAUUAGAGCCAGACUGUGGCGGCUCAGCUCAUUUGUCAAGGUAACCAAAAGCACCAGUCAGACUGAUCAAAUCAAAACAAACAAGAAACCUGCGAGGACAUAUUGGACAUCUGUCACUGUUGAACGUGUUGUGCUUCAACCAGAGCUAAAUCACAAAUGGAGGACAUUGAGGCGGAUGACAAGAGCCACAUGAGGAGCUCAGUGACGUCUUUACCAGAGAGCUAUAGCACCGUCAACUGGAACGAAAUUCAUGAUGACGGUGUGAGCAAAGUCCAUCAACGCACCCACACUGGAGAGAGGCCAUACAGCUGUGGCCAGUGUGAGAAGAGUUUCACCAGAAAAGGUCACCUGACGGUCCAUCAACGGACCCACACUGGAGAAAGGCCAUACAGCUGUGGCCAGUGUGAGAAGAGUUUCAUCACAAAACGCGACCUGACAGUCCAUCAACGGACCCACACUGGAGAAAGGCCAUACAGCUGUGGCCAGUGUGAGAAGAGUUUCACUAGAAAAAGUCACCUGACAGUACAUCAAUGCAUCCACACUGGAGAAAGACCAUACAGCUGUGGCCAGUGUGAAAAGAGUUUCAUUACGAAAAGCGACCUGACAGUCCAUCAAUGGACCCACACUGGAGAGAGGCCAUACAGCUGUGGCCAGUGUGAGAAGAGUUUCAUCAGAAAAAGUCACCUGACAGUCCAUCAACGCAUCCACACUGGAGAAAGGCCAUACAGCUGUGGCCGGUGUGAGAAGAGUUUCAUCACAAAAAGAGACCUGACAGUCCAUCAAUGGACCCACACUGGAGAGAGGCCAUACAGCUGUGGCCAGUGUGAAAAGAGUUUCACCAGAAAACGUUGCCUGACAGUCCAUGAACGCAUCCACACUGGAGAGAGACCAUAAAGCUGUGGCCAGUGUGAGAAGAGUUUCAUCAGAAAAAGUGACCUGACAGUCCAUCAGUGGACCCACACUGGAGAGAGACCAUACAGCUGUGGCCAGUGUGAGAAGAGUUUCACCAGAAAAAGUUGCCUGACAGUCCAUCCACACUGGAGAGAGGCCAUACAGCUGUGGCCAGUGUGGAAAGAGUCUUGUUCAAUUGGUACAUCAGGUAUUCCAUUAGUAUGACUGCAGAAGAGAGAGGCCAUGUCAUGUCUGAGUGUGACGAAGGCAUAUUUUUAUUAGUUCAUUGAAGCCCGUCAAUGAACAUUUCUGAAUGUAUGUAAACAUUUCAAUACAAUUCAUUACAAAAGCAAA